Messenger RNA from Clunio marinus, 318 nucleotides. The record is from the annotation of a GenBank genome assembly. Lineage: Eukaryota; Metazoa; Arthropoda; Insecta; Diptera; Chironomidae.
AUGUUUAGCAAUGAUGUUUGGGUUCUCGUUGACAUUAAAUAUUCAAACUUUUAUAGUGAUAAUUUAUGUAAAAAGGAUUUUAAAUAUCAAACAAAAUCCUUUCAUCAUAGACAAGCUGAAACAUUGAUAUUUAAAGCGUCUCCUUCUCCGAACCCUGAACCCUUGAGGUGGUUGGUGUUCUGUGCAGCCAUAUGUAAUGAAAAUACCAAUACCCGAAAAAUGAGACCAGAAAUGUUUUUGUGUUAUGCUUCUCCUUUGCUUUCGCAAACAAAGACUUAUGACAAGAAGGACUUAAUCGAUUUGGAUAAUUUUGAAUAA